UGUAGAGGAGAAAAUUAUAUACGUAAACCUAAAGACAGAAAGAGUAGCAUUGAUCCGAAACUCCACCGUCUCAAGUAGCAUUGAUUUUUUUUCUUUUCUUAUCUAUAAGAACACUGCUGUACGCGAUUUUCACCAUUGCUCGCUCUGAGGCGAGAGAUCAAGCAGCGGUGGCGAUUCACCCAGGUCUAUCAUCUUAUUGAUGUUGCAAAUGGAAGUGAAAUUCCAAAGUUAACCUCUGGCUUAGAUAGUAAACUGCUUUAGGUCCACGCUCCUUUGUCACCAUCAGUGUAGCUUUUCUCUCACUAACGUGCUACCGCCUCUUCUCUUUCGGCACCGCUCAUCAUUUUCCGGUUAUUCUUAUUCAUCUCAAUUUUAGAUCUAGCAUUACCGUCGCACUUCACCUAUAUGCUAUGUUUAUAUUUAUAUUUAUUGUUAUUACUAUUUGUGUUUAUUGGAAAUCUAUUUUUUUAAAACAGAAACAACAAUCUCAGUUCUUAGCUUUUAUGUUAAUCCCUUUUUACACUCUGCUUUUUUAGAUUAGAGAUUCAAUUAUUUAGUUAAUCUGCAGCAAAAAAAUGUUCAAGGUUCCAAAACACCAAGUUGCAGGACAUCAAGCCAAAGAUGGUAGACUAGGCCCUCUAAUAGAUGAUUCUGGAAAGUUCUACAAGCCUCUACAAAGUGAUGAACGCGGUUCCAAUGAAGUUGCUUUUUACACUUCUCUUUUUUCUGAUUCCAGGAUUCCUGAAAAAAUUCUCAGAUUCUUCCCAUUUUUUCAUGGUACUAAGCUUGUGAAUGCAUCAAAUGGUUCUGGGUUACACCCACAUCUUGUGUUGGAAGAUGUUGUGUCCAAUUACACAAACCCAUCAGUAAUUGAUAUUAAGAUUGGUUCAAGAACUUGGCACCCUCAAGCUUCUGAGGAUUACAUCAACAAGUGCCUUAAAAAGGAUAAGGAAACCUCUAGUAUCCCUUUGGGUUUUAGAAUUUCAGGGUUGAAGUUUGUGGGGUCCUCCAAACAAGACUCUUCUUCCUCUUUGUGCUGGCAACCUGUGAGGAAGUCUCUUCAGAACCUAUCUGCUGAGGAAGUUAAAUUGGUUUUGAGGAAGUUUGUUUCUUCUAAUAGUAAUGUUACUGAUUGUGUUUUUGGGGCUAAGGUUUUUGGGGAGAUUUUGGAACAGUUGUUGGAGCUUAAGCAGUGGUUUGAGGUUCAGACUAUUUUCCAUUUCUAUUCUUGUUCUGUUCUCAUGGUGUAUGAGAAGGAAGAGGAGAGUGUGGUGAAAGGAAAGAAUUCAGGUGCUCUAGUUAAGCUUGUUGACUUUGCACAUGUGGUGGAUGCAAAGGGUGCCAUUGAUCAUAACUUCUUGGGUGGCCUUUGUUCUUUGAUUAAGUUCAUUUCAGAUAUCCUAGCUGGUCUAGAUGAUAACAGCGUUUCUAAAGAUGAACACUGAGAGAGACUACUUGGCACCUGGGAGGAUUUUGGGAUUCCUAAAUUUUUUUGUUGCAAUAGAGGAUUUUGCAUUGUUACUAAACUUCAACCUCCUUUAUUUUUUCAAAGCUGUGAAAGAAAGUUGAAAAGCUUCUUCUUUUUAUUUCCAGAAUAACUUAAUCCAAACACAUGAUCACUACUGCCUUUGCUAUUCUCUAUUGCAUUCCUUGCCAAUGAAUCGUGAAAUGGGAAUGUGUUUAUCUUGUGGACAGUUCAUCCCUGAUGUUGUAAUUUCUUUUUAACUUAUGAUGGGGUCCAAUGUUAAGCAACUACUUCCCAUCUUCUAAUUCUUGUUGCAGAUGAACUUAAAUUUCUUGCUAAUGACUUAAAGCUU
Gastrolobium bilobum is the source of this 1817-nucleotide messenger RNA. Its product is annotated as inositol polyphosphate multikinase beta. The record is from RefSeq and is a predicted model, not a curated record. Gene Ontology annotation, molecular function: inositol tetrakisphosphate kinase activity; inositol-1,4,5-trisphosphate 3-kinase activity. The transcript is spliced from 3 exons. Gene Ontology annotation, cellular component: cytoplasm; nucleus. The coding region runs from base 576 to 1445 and encodes 289 amino acids. Gene Ontology annotation, biological process: inositol phosphate biosynthetic process. Lineage: Eukaryota; Viridiplantae; Streptophyta; Magnoliopsida; Fabales; Fabaceae.